Molecule: messenger RNA, 2112 nt
Organism: Dichotomopilus funicola
Lineage: Eukaryota; Fungi; Ascomycota; Sordariomycetes; Sordariales; Chaetomiaceae
Exons: 2
Coding region: 1-2112 (703 amino acids)
Source: RefSeq, a predicted model, not a curated record
AUGGAGUGGGCAUCGACCCCGGCCUCACAGGCUUCGACUUCAACACUCGGUAUCCCGGACGACCUUGGCCGGCACACCGUGGCCGCGGGCCCGCAAUGGGGCGCCCGAGACCCCCGGACCUCAUCCACUCAGUCGCUCGUGCCUUCGACCCAAGACGGCAACGACCACGGCGAAGGCCGAAAGAGGAAGCUCCUCGUGGUUUACAUCCACGGGUUUAUGGGAGACAACUCUUCUUUCCGCUCGUUUCCCGCCCACGUACACGCCUUCCUCAAAACCCUCCUAGCUGAGACCCAUGUCAUACACUCCAAAAUCUACCCCCGGUAUAAGACUUACAAGUCUAUAGGGGUAGCCCGCGAUAACUUCUCCCAGUGGCUGGCGCCUCAUGAAUCGCCAACUACUGAUGUGAUUUUAGUCGGGCACUCCAUGGGUGGGUUGUUAGCUGCAGAUGUGGUUCUACUACCCAACCAAAGCCCUUAUGGCGGCCCCUCCCCUUUCCGGCACCGAAUUCUUGGCACUAUCUCACUCGAUGCUCCCUUGCUCGGCCUUCACCCAGGUAUCGUCGUCUCGGGCAUCGCGAGUCUCUUCAGACCCACACCGGCCCCCCCAACACUAGAUAAUCAGGACUCGCAAACCGACCAUUUAUCCCCCAGACCGUCUCAGGAUCUCUCACCGGACCCAUCUAUCUAUUCUGAAGUCUCGCCCCCUCCCGGGACGGCCUCAUCUAGCCUCGCCUCUUAUCAGUCAAACUCAACCGUGGACUCCUCCUCACUAGAUUACCCAGACCCCCUUUUCAACCCUCCGUUCGCCAACGAUGUCGCAUUUGUAGACCGCGGCUGGUUCAAAAACGUUCUUCAUUUUGCGAAUAAGCAUCGGCGAGAGAAUCUUGUCAAUGCCGCCGCAAGCCACAUUGUUUCACAUCUCGAAUUCGGCGCCUGCCUAGCCGACUACCCGCAGCUCAACAUUCGAUAUAACAAGCUCAGAAAGUUGGAGGAUGUUGAGGACUUGGAACAAUCCGGACGCCCGCGCGUUCGGUUCGUCAACUAUUACACCAUAUCCACUGGUUUCAUCAAACCCCCAAAGCCACCUUCGCCUCAUGGACCGUCGUCGGAACCUCCAGAACCAGCCGGGGACGUCAAGGGAUUAUUACAGGACCUGAGUUCGCUUGAGUUAAAACCGGGAGAACCCCCUUUAGAGACGGAUGGAGAUACCCCCAGAAUAUCCGUGGAGUACGACGAUGGUUCAGAAACGGACAGUCUUCAAAUACUCGAGCCCAUGCCGGAACCAGAGCCGGAACCCGGCGCAGACUCGAAGCCUGACCCAACGCUAAAGCUUGCCCAGGAUGUACCCGAAACAAAGUUGGGAUCAGAUUCCCAACCUGACCCGGGCGCGGAGCCUAUAUCUGAGGCCCCGAACGAAAAGUCGGAGCCACAUCCCGAGGGCCUUCCACAGGAUCAGGCAUCCGAGCCCGACACAAAACACGACACCCCCGACGACCACUCUACGCAAGAAGGCCCCGUAGCCAACAACAACUCAGAUUUGCCCCCCAUCCCCGAUGUCCCCAUACCUCCCGAGACUCCCGAAUUCGAGGCAUACCCCGAUAAAGAGAGCCGCAAACAAGCCGAGAAAACCCACAAAGCCGCCCAAAAAGCGUACUCCCAAGCCAUCAAAGCCCGAGACAAGGCCAUCAAAGACUGCCAAAAGGCCCUCGAGAAACAACAGCGCAAGGCGCUCAAGCUAGAAAAGAAACAAGCCAAACUCCUCGCCAAGUCCGGCGAAACCGCCAACAGCACUUCCAACAACCCCCUCCAAGAAGAAGAUGACAAUACCACAGAAGCCAAAACCCCCCACAAACCCAACCCCCGCAAAGAAAAACCCCCCCGCCGCCGGAAAUUCUGCAUGCUCCCCCCGAAAUCCAACUCCGUCGUAGACCCGACCUGGGUGGAAGUUUACAUGGAAGGUGUCGACGAGGUUGGCGCGCACUGCGGCCUAUUUUUUCCCGGUCCUCAUUAUGAGCGGUUGGUGGGGGAUGUUGGGGAUAGGAUUGCUGGGUGGGUGUGGGAGGACGCGACGAGGAGGGUGCUUUUGGAGGAGAAAGAGGCGGGGGGUGUUUGA